GAGAGAGAGAUGUAUUCCCAAGUACUCCCUACCCUCAAAGUUCUCCUCAGCUUUUCAGGGAUGAAGUACACACGCUUGUGAACAUGGGAAACUGGUUAGGAUGAGUAAUCUGAGAUAAACGAGUGAGAAAGAACAAAAAGCACAGAGACCGCAUCACGUAGACAUUCCUCAGCGGGAGAAAAAAACCGACCCAGCGCACAUCUGCAGGAGAAAGGGGGAGGAACAGACAGAGAAAGGACGAGGAUUUCUUGUUUAUGUGAUGGCCUUGGAGGUCCAGCGUCCAGCCCUACGAGCAGCAUCGGUCCCGGACUCUGAGGAAGAGGGCUAGAGACUCCUCAAGACACAAGAAUGAGUGGCGAUGUCCUCUAGCUAACCUCUCACAGCGUUCAUGCCGCUCUGCGUUUAGCGUGCACGUGUACCCGUGGACGUUUCAGGUGUUUGAGAGGCGUAUGGCCGUUCGCAGGCUGGUGGCGGUGGCGGCGGCGGUGGCCCUGCUUUCUCUGGUGCUCAACAACGUGGCGACGUUCAGCUCUAACUGGGUGUUACAGGUGCUGGAGGACGGACGGAGGAGAAGCGUCGGGCUCUGGAGAGCGUGUGCGCACGAGGACACGCACACUCACGAGCUCACACCGUGCCAGAGACUCAGCUGGGGAUCGGAGUUCGCGGGGUACCAGGAGUCACGCAGCACUGUCAAACUUCAGUUUGACAUGAUGCGGGCAUGUAACCUGAUGGCUACGGUGGCUCUGACCGUGGGUCAGCUAAUCUUCCUGUUUGGGUUAUUGGAGAUAAGCCACAUUACCCAGGAUUCUCAGUGGUGGGAGGAGGCCAUCGCAGCCCUGUUCCAGUUAGCCAGUUUUGUGCUGGUGAUCGGCCUCGUGACAUUCUACAGGAUUGGCCCCUACACUCACCUGUCCUACUCUUGCUACGUAAACAUCGCUGCAUGCUUGUUUGCCACGCUAGCAGCUGCCAUGCUAAUCUGGAAUAUUCUGCAUCGCCGUGACGACUGUCUGUCACCCUCUGUCAUUGUCAUCAGUCGAUCUUUGACCACACCCUUCAGGCCACGCCUGGACAAUGACUACGUAGAGUCACCGUGCUGACACACAAAGACACAUCUCACCUGAGACAAAGGGGAUGAUGGAUAUUUAGAUGGGAUGGACACAAAAGCCCAUGGAGAGGAUUUCAAUCAUUGUAUGUGAAAUUGAUCUUCUGCUUAAAGGGACAGCUUACGCAAAAAUGAAAAUGUGCUGUUAAUGAACUCGCCCUCAGGCCAUCUUGUCUUUUUUUCUUCAGUCAAGAGGAUUUUUAGCUGAAACCGAAGUCCUUGGUGAUUCCUCUAAUGCAAGUCAAUGAGUAAAAAAAAACACAUACAGGCAAAACAAAAUUAAUACCAGUGGCUCCUGAUGAUACACUGAUGAUACAAGCGAAACGAUCGUUUGUUGACUCUCAAAGUGACUUGCCUUAUAUUAAUCACCAAGGACUUCGGUUUCAGUUGCUGAAUGCUGAAAAAAAAGACGCCAACAUCUUGGAUGGCCUGAGGGCGAGCGAAUUACCAGAAACUUUUUCAUUUUUGGGUGAACUGUCCCUUUAAGGACAAGGGUUUUGAUCAAGUGACCUUGCUUCAGACUGAAUGAAAGACUUUGGACAUUCCUUUAAACACAGAAGCAGGACUGUGGAUUGUAAAGAAUAUAACUGACAGAUGAAGAUCAAGCUGGAUCUUGACACGUUUAUGUUCAUAAAGUGCACUUAUGAGAAAGUAAAAGCACAUGUAUCUUUUAUAGUUCUAAGAAACAUGCAGAUUUCAAAAGAAGUCUAGGCAUUGAAUAUUGCUCCCAGGUCAUUUGGAUAGAGUCAUUUACAGACCGGCAUGGAGUCUGCACUUUUAUACACAGUUUCAGUGCUAAUUUAAGAAUGCAUUUAUAUUGGUGAAUUUCACACAUCACAGAUCACAUUUUUGCUCCAAAAUAUUAUAUAAGUCUAUUUUAGGACUAUUUAAAUUCAAUUCAAACUUUUCAGGUAGAUAUUUUGCUUACAUUUGAUUAAUUGCUUCAUUUUGUUUAAACAAAAUAUCAUCUUUUCUUUACUGUGAGGCGUUAUGACACCCAAAUAUAGUAAAAUGUGUUAAACAGAGUUGAUAGUAUUGUCAAAUUAUUCAAAAUAUUCAAUCUAAUAUGUGAGGAGAUGAGAUGGAAAUCUGGUGGAGCAGAUUCGGUGCAGGUCUGGGCAUUUGGUACCAAAAAUAUUUUAGUGACUUCUGCCUGUUCAUUUAUCUCCAUGCAUCUCCAUGUGACGAUAUGAUAUAAUCUACAAGACAUCAAUGAGGAAACUCUGCAUAGUAACCAUUAAGAAGGAGAUGAUCUGAAACUGGUCAUUAUUGUAUGAUAAACUGGAACCAUACCAGUUCAGUAUACAGUAGACACAAUACUUGUUAACCUGUGCCUGUGGUACCCAUAUAUGUGUAUAAUAAAGAGGUAUAUUAAGUAUUUUAUUAAAAUUUCACAUUUCACCCUGA
This is a messenger RNA of Pimephales promelas (fathead minnow), 2509 nucleotides long. RefSeq names its product transmembrane protein 204 (gene tmem204). The record is from RefSeq and is a predicted model, not a curated record. NCBI's taxonomy places the organism in Eukaryota, Metazoa, Chordata, Actinopteri, Cypriniformes, Leuciscidae.